AUGUUCGAAGACGACAAUGGGCACCGCUUUUCUGCGGCCGAACGAAAGCACAGACUGUGUAUAGUCCUUCAAUUCCUCUUCUCAAAGAACAGGACAGAAAUGGCUCCCUGGCCCGAACAACAAGCGCGAGAGUGGUACGAGUCGCAGGGUUGGCGACAGGGGGCCAAUUUUAUCCCCAGUACGGCCGCCAAUCAAAUCGAAAUGUGGCAGAAUUUUGACGAAGAAACCAUCCAACGAGAACUCAGCUGGGUUUCCCGCAUAGGUUAUAACGCAGUACGAGUCUUCCUUCACGAUUUGGUCUGGAAGCACGAAAAGGAAGACUUCUUCGACAAGGUGGACCGAUUCCUGACUCUCGCGGACGGCCUAGGCAUUCGGACAAUUCUGGUACUACUUGAGGGGAUUUGGGAUCCAGUCCCAACAUAUACAGAAAAUCAGUCGCAGCUGCCUCCACGACCGGCUGUCCAUAACAGCCGCUGGCUGCAAUCUCCAGGUCGACAUGUUUUGGAGAAUAAAACUCUGCACGAAUCUUAUUUGCGUCUUUACGUGGAACAGGUUAUUGGCAGAUUUGGAAAUGAUACCAGAGUAUUAAUGCUCGAUUUGUUUGACCAACCUGAAAAUGACAACCGAAAGUCGUACGGAUCGUAUGGAAAUCGUGUGGAGGUUUGCCAAGACGCUCUCGGGACCGAAAUGAGCGGAGACUUAAAGGCCCAACUCAUCAAGGAGCUGGUGCCGAGAUUGCUGAACUGGGUAUGGUCUCUGGGACCAAGAUCCGUUCCCUUCACUAUCCCAGCGUGGACUGCUGUUGAUGACAAUGAUGACUCUAAUUACGGAAAGAUACAAGGCGAACUCCGCCAUCUGUAUUUGAACUCGUCAGAUAUUAUUACGUUCCACAAUUACGCAAACCUUACUCAACUGCUGAACGUGUUGGGCGAAAUACGUGAUGUCUAUCCAGGUCGUCCUGUCGCGUUGUCUUCCUUCAUGGCCCGUGAGUCACAUAGCACGUUGGAUCCGAUUCUGCAAAGAAUGUAUCAAGAAAAUGUUUGGGCUUUGCAUUGGGGCUUUGUAGCUGGAAAGAUACAAACAAUAUAUCCUUCAGACUCGUGGAACAUUGAAUACUCAGUCAAAAAGGAACCCCUUCCCUGGCAUCAUGAUUUGUUACGGCCCAACGGAACGUUUUAUUCCAAGUCCGAACAAGCCUAUCUGUCCUCCUUCCGGAGUUCCUUACCAACGUACAGAAUUGGCGAAACAGGAUGGGAUUCAGUAUCUGUCACCGCUUUGGCAGGCUGCUUACUCGUUUUGCUUACAGUCUUGCUACUGUUGAGGAAUAAGUUUCCCCUUAUCUAG
Phaeodactylum tricornutum CCAP 1055/1 is the source of this 1344-nucleotide messenger RNA. RefSeq lists its product with no specific name. NCBI's taxonomy places the organism in Eukaryota, Bacillariophyta, Bacillariophyceae, Surirellales, Neidiaceae. The record is from RefSeq and is a predicted model, not a curated record. The coding region runs from base 1 to 1344 and encodes 447 amino acids. The transcript has a single exon.